This is a messenger RNA of Eleginops maclovinus (Patagonian blennie), 2750 nucleotides long. RefSeq lists its product as uncharacterized. Gene Ontology annotation, biological process: rRNA processing. Lineage: Eukaryota; Metazoa; Chordata; Actinopteri; Perciformes; Eleginopidae. The record is from RefSeq and is a predicted model, not a curated record. Gene Ontology annotation, cellular component: nucleolus; small-subunit processome. Bases 83 to 2425 code for a protein of 780 amino acids. The transcript has a single exon.
UGCGGCCACUAAUUACGACAACGCCUCUGUUUACGGCGCACAUGUGUACAGACCAUUCCACUCCGGCGGUGGUGCCUCCAACAUGGCUAAAGUUUCAAAGAAGAAAGUGAGUAAGAAAAGCCUCAGGAAGAGCUCCACGGUGACGGAGGAGACCGCAGAGGUGAGGCCAGAUGUCGUAUACGAUGAAGACGAUGAUGAAGAUAUCAGUAAAGACGACGAAAACAUCAGCAGUGAGGAAGAGGAAGACGGCGGCGAUGAUGAACGAAAACGCCAGAAGCUGCUGGAAGCCAUCAGCGCCCUGGGAGGUAAGAGGCAGAAGAAGCUGGGAGAGAGAUCCGAGGCGGCUGUCCACAUGUCGGAGUUUACUGUCAACGCAGAGGGGGAGGGCGAUAAGGUGGAUCUCUCGGACCUCAUCGGGACUUUGGAGAAAACCUCCGCUGUCCCUGCCAGGACCAAGAAGCAGCUGAAGAACCUGCAGCGUACUAACAAAACCAUUGAGUGCCCCCUCAGCAAGCAGGAGAGUGAGAGGAUUCAAAGAGAUGUGGCUUUCCAGAAGGCAUCCACAGAGGUGACCCGGUGGAAGGACAUCAUCAAACAGAACCAGAGGGCUGAGCAGUUGGUCUUCCCCCUGGACAAGGAGCCCACGGGUCCUAGGCCUAUGGAGAGGAUUGUGAACGGAUGGAAGGCACAAACUCCGCUAGAGCAGGAGAUCUUUGCCCUCCUGUCCGCAAAUAAGCAGCCCAUCAAUGACCCCAUCCUGACUCCUGCAGAGGAGGCUUCAAUGAGGGCGAUGAGCCUGGAGGAGGCCAAGAUACGCCGCGCAGAGCUGCAGAAAGCCCGGGCUCUGCAGUCCUACUACGAGGCAAAGACCCGGAGAGAGAGAAAAAUCAAGAGCAAAAAAUACCACAAAGUGCAGAACAAGGCCAAGCGUAAAGAAUUCCUGAAGAAGUUUGACGAGAUGGUGAAGACGGACCCUGCCGCUGCCUUAGAGGAGCUGAAUAAAAUCGAGCUGGGCAGGAUGCAGGAGAGGAUGUCGCUGAAGCACCAGAACAGUGGCAAGUGGGCCAAGUCAAAGGUGAUCAUGGCCAAAUAUGAUGAGGGGGCUCGCAAAGCCAUGCAGCAGCAGCUGGAGGUGAACAAAGACCUGACCCAGAAGCUGGUGACUUCGCUGGAUAAAGAGGAAGAGGAGGAGAUGGAAGCAGUGGAUGAAGAGGUGCUGCCUGAUUUUGUAAAUGAUGCAGAGCAAGGACUAGAUUCUUCCAAUCCCUGGAUGAAAGGAAAGCUGUCUGUGGAUCCUGCUGAAAAAGUGUUGAGUGACAAUGUGGAUGUUACAACUGAGGGUCCUGGAGCUGUGGGAAAUCCAGCUGAGGAAGAAGAGGGUGAGGAAGAGGUUGUGGAAACAGAAGAGGAAACCCUCCUCAGGGAGUUUGACAGCAGGAGGAAACAGCGACAGGCUCACGAGGCUGACGCAGCACCUGCACUAUCUGUGGGCCCUGAGGAGAGUACAGCAGAGGAGCCAGAGGCGUCUGAUCCAGAGGAAGAGGAGCUGUCACAGUUCACAAGCCUUUUCCGAGGAAUAGCAGACAGCUGCCGGGAAGCUGACGCUGAGAUGGCUGAGGCAGCUGCAGACUCCAGCCACACAGACCCUUCAGCUCAGCUGGAGGAAGGGCUGGUGAGGAUCAGGGCUCUAGAGGACAUGGAGCUCCUCAGUCAGCAGGAGUCAGCCAGUGAUGGAGCACCUGUUGUGCCCCCUGCUACAGAAAACCUGCCAUCUGUAACUCCACCGGCAGACAAAACCAGGAAAAGGAAGAGGGGAAUCGAACUGAAAGAAGUUCUCACCAAAGAAACAAAAGUCAUCAAAGUUCCACUCGUCCCAACCAUGGAAGACACCGAGGACUCAGAGGAGAAGCUGGAUCAAAGGGGGCUCAUUAAAGAGGCCUUUGCCGGAGAUGACGUGGUCUCAGACUUCCUUAAGGACAAGAGGAGGCAGGAGGAUGCAGCAAAGCCACAGGUGGUGGACCUGACUCUUCCUGGUUGGGGCGAGUGGGGAGGGACAAACCUAAAGCCGUCCCGCAACAGACGGAGGAGGUUCAGGAUUAAGGCAGCACCCCCUCCUCCCAGAAGAGACCAAUGUCUGCCCAGUGUCAUCAUGUCAGAGAAGAGAAACAGCUCCAUCGCCCUGCAUCAGGUGAACUCGCUGCCCUUUCCCUUUCAGACCCACGCACAGUUCGAGAGCUCUAUCCGUGCUCCACUGGGUCGCACCUGGAACACGGAGCAGACUGUCAGAAAGAUCAGCAAGCCCAAGGUGGUCACCCAGCUGGGCGCCAUCAUCCAGCCCAUGUCUCGUGAGGAGCUGAUGAAAGACAAGAAGCAUGUCUCUGCUGGGAGCAGGAGUUCUGUGGACUCAUGGAAGAGAAAACGUUAGCAACAGAUAUUAUCGAAAUGCUCACUGGGUAAAGGUUGUCUUGAAACCCCCAUGACUCAGAUUCUGUUUUUCUUAAGCUUUUCAUGUUGUAAAUUUGACAUUCAGAUAUGUUUAAUCAAAUAUUGAAAGCCAACUAUGUGAAAAAUAUUUAAAAUUCAUUCUGUCAUGGGCUUAGAUAGCUAAGCUUGUAUGUUUUAAAUAUUAACAGCUAAUUAUUUUCCCACUAGUUAUUUUGUAAUGAACACAUAUCACAUUCAUCCGGCCUGAUGCUUUCAUGAAGGUUAUUGUGUACUGUUGUCUGAAAGUGGUAAAUUGACUAAACCUG